Messenger RNA from Caenorhabditis elegans, 886 nucleotides. RefSeq names its product C-type lectin domain-containing protein (gene clec-233). The transcript is spliced from 3 exons. NCBI's taxonomy places the organism in Eukaryota, Metazoa, Nematoda, Chromadorea, Rhabditida, Rhabditidae. Gene Ontology annotation, molecular function: carbohydrate binding. The record is from RefSeq and is marked reviewed. Bases 1 to 849 code for a protein of 282 amino acids.
AUGCCGUUUUAUUAUAUUUUUUAUUACCAACCGCCUGUUUCCUACAAAAAGCAAGAGUUUCUGCGCCGGAAAGUCAGAAAAAUGAGGGUUGCUAUUCUAUUCCUCCUUUUUGCAACUUCUACGCUUGCAAUUUUUAUUGACGGUGGAGGGCGAGGUGGUGGAGGUGGGGGAGGCUAUUACUCCCACUCUUCGUCUUCGUCUAGCUCAUCGUCCGAAGAGCAUGGCCAUCAUAGACCGCCACACAGGCCCCAUAGACCACCACAUAGACCACAUAGACCACCAAGACCCCCACCAAGACCUGAGUGCGAUGAAGGAUGGCUUCGUUUUGAAAGACCUAAUGGUGUUUGGUGUAUUAAUGUUGUUCAUAGUGGAGUAACAAAUGGGUAUUUCUCUCAGCCACAGGCUCAAGCUGCUUGUUCUGCGUCGGGAGCUACUCUAACCGGAUUCCAAAAUGACAAUGAGCGUAUGACAGUUGCCUCUGAAGCAUUGAAGAAGCUCACCGCAGCUGGCGGCCAAAUUGCCGGGCUUUGGCUCGGAGCAACUAACACCCCGAAUUGUAAAGUUGCAAGCUGUGAACCAUAUGCAACUUACACCUGGACCGAUGGGGACACAACUGGCAAUGGAGGAUUCAAAUGGGGACGUGACGAACCUGAUAACCUGAAUUGGCCAGGGCCCACGAUCUGUAUUCAACAAUUUAUUAUGCAACCAAACUGGGUGGUGGGGCCAAAUGAUUACGCUGUAUGGAAAAACUAUUUCACCAAUGGAGAUUUAGACAAGUACCAGUGUGGCGCACAAGCAUACCCAUUUACAAGAAUGUACGUAUGUGGAAAGAGGGGUGUAUCACGUUAAACGUUAAGCAUGCCAAUAAAUUAUUCAAACUUUCGUA